Messenger RNA from Oreochromis niloticus (Nile tilapia), 3825 nucleotides. It is a transcript of the gene kctd17, whose product is annotated as potassium channel tetramerization domain containing 17. Gene Ontology annotation, molecular function: cullin family protein binding. Gene Ontology annotation, biological process: protein homooligomerization; proteasome-mediated ubiquitin-dependent protein catabolic process. Gene Ontology annotation, cellular component: cytoplasm; Cul3-RING ubiquitin ligase complex. NCBI's taxonomy places the organism in Eukaryota, Metazoa, Chordata, Actinopteri, Cichliformes, Cichlidae. The record is from RefSeq and is a predicted model, not a curated record.
AACCAGCGUGCUUUUAGAGUGGGCACUCUGGGGGCGGAGCAUGCUCGGUUGGAUAGCUGGGAGAAAACGCCGAGGCAACAGUCCGGGGACCUCCGCGCUUGCAUCUAGUCCGUGUCCAAACGCUUUUUUCCCCAAAUGGCAACGACGGCAGAGGACCAGCGGGAACCGGCGGACGCCACUGCACUGCCAACACACCACGGCUGCCACCACCACAACAGCAACAACAAUAACAACAACAACAAUAACAACAAAGACAGCGAGGCGGGAGAGAGCGCGACCUCUGCCACCAGCUCGACAGAAUCCGGCGGGACGGCGUCGCAGAGCAUCGGUAACGGCUCGGUUAUCAACCCUAGGGGGAACAACGGGAAGUGGGUUCGGCUCAACGUUGGCGGCACGGUGUUCCUCACGACGCGGCAGACGCUCCUCAAGGAGCAAACUUCGUUCCUGUACCGGCUGUGCCAGCAGCAGGACCUGCACUCGGACACGGAUGAGACUGGAGCUUAUGUAAUUGAUAGGGAUCCCACCUACUUUGGCCCCAUCCUCAACUACUUGCGGCACGGCAAACUGGUCUACAACAAGGAGCUCGCUGAAGAAGGUGUCCUGGAGGAGGCCGAGUUUUACAACAUCACCCCGCUCAUCAAACUGAUUAAAGAGAGGAUCGUAGAGAGAGACUCCAAAGCCACACAGGUGCCCCCCAAGCAUGUCUACCGAGUUUUGCAGUGCCAGGAGGAGGAGCUGACCCAGAUGGUCUCCACGAUGUCGGACGGCUGGAAGUUUGAGCAGAUGGUGAACAUCGGCUCGUCGUACAGCUAUGGAACAGAGGACCAGGCUGAAUUCCUGUGCGUCGUAUCGAAGGAGCUCCACACGGCCGGAUCUGGGCUAGGAACAGAGCAGAGUCACAAAACCAAGCCCGCAGAGAUGCAGGAGGAGGAAGCGGCGAAGGAGGAGGAGGAGGAGGAGGAAGAGGGGGGGAGAGAUACCACACCAAAUGAGUGGCUUAGAGAAUGAGGGAGUCAUGUUUCUUUGUUCCAAAGAGAUGCCUGACUGGCUUUUUCAGAUCCACGGGUCCCGGAUGUAGAAAUCACGAGAAUUUAUUUUUCCUAUGCUUGUCAUGUUCUGUACAUGGCAUUUGUGUGUUUUUGUCCGUGGACAGUCAUCACAAUACGUAGCAUUGUUGCCACUUCAUUGACAAAAUGCUAGUUAGCAUUAGCAAACGUCCAAAAAUGUCUAAUAUCACUGUUAACGCAAUGGAGCAAUACCAUCUUAAAAAAAAGAAAAAAGUGAAAUCAUGCUCAUGUGUUGGUGUGUGCAAAUGUUAUAUUGCCAAGGGCAGUAGUGCAGCUUAGUAAAUCAUGACCAAAGAGCCAUAUUAGAUCUGGCUGAACCAAGGUGCUGAUUCUUAAUAUGACAGGAGAGAAUUGGCCUCGUCUUGGUUAACCUGUGAGGACCUGUCCCAUCUGUGCUGCACAGGAUUUGCGUCAUUAUAUUUCCUAAUGAAGCAGCUAUCCCAGUGAUUUACGCAAUCGUUGCCCAGUCUUUGACCACCGACUCUGCUGAAGUCCUGACAGUAUUUCAUAGUUGGGUACGAGGUUUUCUCAUGACAAAAAAAUUACCUUGUUUGUGAAGAAAACCCGCCAGCAGCUGCUGGACCCCACAGAGCAAAAGUGUGUUAAAUCAACCUUAUUUAGAGAUGACUUCAAGCGUACUCAAGUAAUUAAAUCUUCACAAGCUCAACUCAAAGUCCUCGAAUUUGUUGCUCUCAGUCAUUCAGGAAAGUGUGUGUUUAUGCGUUAGCAUAGCCACUUCUUAGUUUGGACUGUGUACCUGAAGUAGGUCAAAAAAAUUUGCUUGUGGGGACAAUUUUACACUUUCUGGACAUUACAAAGGUGCACACGCUGCACUGGUGAAAACACAAACUGCUCUACUUUGUCGCCCACAGACACACACACACACACACAUGUGCGCAUACACAUAUAUCCCUUGUUUGUGCUGAUGCAUACCUGCAUCACCUUGCACAACAGCAGUGUUGCCUCGGUCUGUUGCCAUGGCUGGGAUCCAGUUCCUGCUUUGGCCUCAACAGACUUAGAGACGUUGGUGUAGUCAGGAAAGGCUUAAAAAGCAGGCAUGGAGGAGGAAGAGGACAAGGAUGAGUCUGGUGUACCACAGCUUUGUAAUAUUAGUGAUCAUAUCCUGUUUUUGUUCCAAUAAAGGCCUCACAGCAGGCUGAUCACAACAUCACUGAAAAUAAAAUGUCAAAAAAAAAAAGCCACGUGACUUUUAACAACCUCUGCUGUGAACAUGCAAGACAUGCUACACCACAGAUCACAUUUGAACUCAUGCACAAGACUGUGGCCAUUGUCCUUAUAGCUCUAGGCAUCACUCAGCAAAUACACCACUCACAUUUGGUGUUGAUUAAACUUCAGGAGGUGCACUUAGUGAAUGUUAGGGUGAAACCAAAAGGGUUAUACAUGAGUUAUAAAACAGCAGGUUUUUAAAGCAUUUAGAUAAGAAUUUAGAGUAGGUCUGCUGUAGUCCAACAUCAUGCUGUAGCUUAUAAGAAAACCCUUUAUAGAACAGAUGCUAACAUUAAAAUGCAACUCAGCACUUCUUGGAUGCAUAAAUAAGUACAUUUGUGGAGUAAGUGAUGUAAGUUAUUGGUCUGUUUUCAGCCUCAAAUUAAGAUUUGGUGCGCUUCUCAGAUUUAACACAAGCCCAGAGGGAUUAUUUCUGCCUCUGAGACUACAGCAGCCGUGUUAAGCAUCGUCUGCCUGCAGCUUUAGUCUCACCUCCUGCUGUUUAGCUCCUGCAGCACACCUACUGACCAGCAACACACAGCCAACAAGUGUGCAGGGGUCACAAAUUUGAGACAAUCGAGAAAUAAGAUCGUGGUCGGUAACCUAUUUUUUUUUUUUCUCCCUCUCUCUCUCCUAACAUUUUUGAUAAUAAAAUCAAUUUAAAAUAAAAAAUAAAUAGGAUGUAAAUACAAUAUUCCAUGUUUGUUUUCCAUUUAUAGCACUGAACAGAAAACAUAUCCUCAACCUGUGGGAUCCUCCCGAUCCCUAAUUAGGAGGAUUAGCAGAACACUGUAAAUGUUAAAUGUGUAGUUAGCCUGCAGUUACUGUGUACGAUACUCAUAACAGUGAUAUUGACAGAACAGAGAAGACCAAAAGAUUUUAUUUCUUCAGCUUUUUUUUUUUUCUCUUCUCUUUGUGGCUUUUAACUCGGAUCAUUCAGUGCCUUGAGUUCAAGCAGCAAAACAGACAUGUCAGCAUGAUCGUAGCUGUUAUUCCAUGCGUUUUUAAGUGGCUGCUUUUAAUAUUUUACAGUAGAUGGUUUACAAUCUCACUUUUUGUUUUUACUGUAAAUGUCUGCUCGUGCAUUUACUGAGGUGUUCCUGUAGAGAUAAAGAGUAAGUGUGCACACCAAACAGCUGCAUGCAUGAGGUGAAGCCGGUUUAAGAUGUUUUGUAUAAAAAGCACCACCUUUUUUUUUUAAUUGUUUUGUAAGUUUUGAUGUCUAAUUUAUUCUUAGACUUUCUUUACAUUGUAAGAAGAAUUUGGGCGUUUGUUUUUAGAUGUGUGGGAAGGGGGGGGGGGGGUUACUUUUGUUUGUUUCUACUUGAAGAAUAGCGUUUCUGUUUGACUGUCCUGACGAUCUCAAACAGCACAUACUGUAUAAUCAGCAGGUUUACUGAAUCCAAGUUUUUUGUCUUGGUUCACUUAAAUGUAUAAACCUCCAUCUGCAUGUCCUGAUACAGUACCUUGUUUGUUUUUUGCUUGAUCCUCACUUCAUUUUUGCUGUACGAUUAGUAUGUAAUGUGUAAAA